Messenger RNA from Paramuricea clavata, 10203 nucleotides. The record is from the annotation of a GenBank genome assembly. NCBI's taxonomy places the organism in Eukaryota, Metazoa, Cnidaria, Anthozoa, Malacalcyonacea, Plexauridae.
CGCGUUUUCCCACGGUCACACAGACACCUCUUUGGAAUGAACAUUCCCGUGACCAAAUACCAAUAGUUCUAACUGGUGUUUAACAAAGAGGAGUCAUUUUCAUGUUUAAAUACUUGGGGUUAUUGUGUGGCUGCGUUUGGAAUGGGCAUUGAGCAGGGAAAGGACGCAACGUAUAAAGGCAAAAUGGCAGAAAGGCGCAAGGUAUGAUACAAGAUAUGGCUCAAGGUUUAGCAUAAGCUAUUAAGUUUGAUGUAAAAACAAACGUACUUUCGGUUUAAAGAGCAUAGUUUCCCUGUUGUCGAAUUAAUGAUGCAUUGGCUUUAAAUGUAUACACACACAUGCUGUUUAUAUGUUUAUAAAUGCCGCGUAUAGAAAAUACGAAACGAAGCUAGCAGAGUUAUCAUCAUAUUUCUAUACUUCAAAAUGAAAUUUCGCUUAAAAGAGACUGUUUUUCUUCGCUGGUCCAAAAAUUAAGCUUAAUAAUGACUCAUAUUUGCAUGUGUAAUGGAAUCAUUUUAUGUAUAUAUACACACAACGAAACACAGAUUUUCAACUUGAUUCAAUCGACUUAAAAUUGAAUUGCGCAUAUAGUUAAAUUAUAAUAAAUUUAAAUUACGACAGCUUCAUUUUCUCCUAGCUCUGUUCGUCAAAACCGUAGAACGUAUAUAUGUCUAUAUAAUGUAAUAAUGAUGCAAAUAUACAUUUUUAAUAAGUUAACCCAUUCUUGCUAUAUAAAUUUUACAUGUUUAUUAUACUGAAAAUUGAAAUGUCACCAUUGCAAUUUACAAAUGCGUUGCAUGCAGACUUAAAAAUCUCAAAACGAAAUUUAAACCCAGGGUCAGUUCUUGCUGUUUGUAAAUGUACAGCGAAUGUCUAAUGAUGCAUAUAUAUUUUAAAGCCGAUGUAUGGUCAAAGCCAUGCAAUCUAUAGUUCCGCUUUACUAGCCAUUUACUGCAUUGUCUAUAGCAUACUUCGUAGGGUAUAUAUAUAUUCAAAGAUCAUUGAUGAAUUUCGAUGUGGAUCGACUGAAUCUUCUCUGCAUUUUCGCCAAAAUGAGUGAAAGUUAAUAAUGACCAAUCAUAUAUUUUAAUGACAAAAUGCGGCUACCUUUAUAACACAGAUCUAGUAAAUUUUGUCUAGUAGGCUAAAUUGACAAAAGGAUUACAUAGAUUUAUCAAUUUCAAAAGCUCUGGCUACCGUGUGAUAUACAGAUGUAGGCUAUACGAUUCAACGGAAUACUUUUUGCUGUUUGUCUUGAAUCAGAAUCGGAUCAAUGCGGUCCAUAUUUUACUUUUAGUUCCUAUAAAUAUACCAUUUCUUUUAGAUAUACAGCACACAGCUCAGAAAUAAAAAUUCAAUUAUUAAUUUAAUCAUUGAAUGGUGCAAUUACAAUAAAUUUAAAUUUUGAGGACUAUUUUUUCCCUGUUUAUAUAAAACGAUAUACCUAACGGCUAACGAUUCAUAUUUCAAUGUUGGUAUACUGGCACUUCGCCCGUAUAAACCAUAGCACAGAAUUAAAAAUGGUUUACUAUAAUUUAUUAUAGCCAAGCAAGGCUAGAAUCUCAGAAUUAUUUACGUCUAAUAAGUUGUGCGAAUCUCGUGCGCGGCUUAUAGACAUGGAUUUGAAUUUAUUCUUUUAUUGGUAGUGUCUCGGCAGUUUAGCCAACGAAGGCUGCAGACUUAAUUAUCUCAACUUCAUCUUUAAUAACACAGAUGGUAUUAUAGGAAUAAUGUCUUUUAUAGAUUCAUGAUAUAUUUGAAUAAAUUCAAAAAGACGAACGCAAAUAUCAGCCGAAUCGAAAAUAAUCCAUCGUAUCGCAAGGCCCUGAACAGGGUCAGAAAACACAAUCGCACAAAGCGUCCUUUAGGAAUGUAUACCAGAAUUAAAAAAAAUUAAUAACUUAUAAUUUACCGAUAUAAAGAUUAAAAGUUCUCUUUGAGGGAAUGUUAAACGAUUUUUGUCCAAAUUGUUUGUUGCUUUUGAAAUUCCGGUUGAAGAAUAGACAAAGCCCGGCUUUUUCGAGUACGUUCAAGGUGAAACUGGACCGUAUUAUGUCUUUGAUUCAGUUGUGAAAGAUAAUGCAUUCUUUUAACAAAAUAUUCGUUUUCAAAAUCACUUUUGCAAAAGUCGUGCGCGGGUAUAAUAUGCUUGCUUUAUACAUUAAGUACAUAAACCUCAUGAAAUAAAGGAUAAUUUGAAAAAAACAACAUCGAAUACACGUUCCUGCGUCUUCAAUCUCAAAAUUUGAGGGCGUCCGUAACAGCUAAUUAGAAAAUGGCUUCGCAUCACUGCUGUAUUAAACAAUGAUAUUUUUGGAUGAUAAAAUUGUCUUCCUCAAAUAUUCAAUUUCAAAAUGAAACUGUUAAACUAUUUGGCUAAAACUUCUCAACACAAUUCGUGAUGAGCGCUUUUAAAAUGCAAGCACGCGCGGAAACAUAUAUUUACUUACCAAUAUAUAUUGAUGGCAUGCAUUAGAUCAAAAUAAGUCAGCGAACCUAUUAAAGGAAAUAUAAAUGGGUAUAGCGUUGGGAACUGUUAAAAAUGUAUUUGUCUCUGAACUAUACCUCAAUAGAUUCAUAUACUUGGACGAUCGGAGCAAGAAUAGGCAAUUUAGUCAGGUCUUAGCUUGUAAUCCGGCAAAAUUUCUAUUUCCGCGUUCAAUCUUAAAUAUAAUCAAAAUUUAUACUUCGUUUAGUCUUCGAAACCUAUCAUGGAAAAACGAAGACGAGAACGAAUCAAUAACAGCUUAAACGAACUGAAAAAUUUGCUUCUUGAAUCACGCAAAAAAGAUGUAAGUAGCUAUCUCAAAUAAUGUGUUUCAGGCCAAGAAUACUAUGCUUAAACUGGACUUCAACGAUUGAGAUAUUUAUAAGUAUAUAAUUUAGCUUUUUGCAUAUUUCUUUAAUAAAAACUCUAAGCCGUGUUUGAGUUCUGUGACACAAUAUUGUUGUCGCGUUUCCCGUCUACAAAGAUUUAUCGUAUAGCAAGGAGUCGGACAACCCAGUUUCCGAAAUCUAUAUAUUGGCACGCUUAUUAGCAUUAAACACUUAAUUAAAUAAUGGCACGAUAUUAAACCCGAAUUGUGCUCUGGAGUUAUAACUGAAACCGCGGAAUUUUUUUUGUACUAAGCUGUAAGUCCCUGUGAUCAAAUCGGUGUUCUGAUGAGCGCUAUCAUUAUUGAUCCAGUGUUACUACAGCAGGAAACCAAACUAAACUAACUUUAUUUAAACUGGAAAGCUCUAUCAGUUCUAAACUGUUCUUCCUAGAGGUCCAGUAAGGAUGAUCUCUUAUUGCUCCAGUGUUACUACAGGAGGAAACCUAAACUAAACUAAUUUUAUUUAUACUUGAUAGCUCUAUCAGUUCUAAACUGUUCUUCCUAGAGGUCCAGUAACGCUCAUCUCUUAGCUUAUUGAUCCAGUGUUACUACAGGAGGAAACCUAAACUAAACUAACUUUAUUUAUACUGGAUAGUUCUAUCAGUUCUAAACUGUUCUCCCUAGAAGUCCAGUAACGAUGAUCUCUUAUUGCUCCAGUGUUACUACAGGAGGAAACCUAAACUAAACUAACUUUAUUUAUACUUGAUAGCUCUAUCAGCUCUAAACUGUUCUCCCUAGAGGUCCAGUAGGAUAAUCUCAUAUUGAUCCAGUGUUACUACAGGAGGAAACCUAAACUAAACCAACUUUAUUUACACUUGAUAGCUUCAUCAGUUUUAAACUGUUCUUCCUAGAGGUCCAGUAAGGAUCAUCUCUUAUUGAUCCAGUGUUACUACAGGAGGAAACCUAAACUAAACCAACUUUAUUUACACUUGAUAGCUUCAUCAGUUUUAAACUGUUCUUCCUAGAGGUCCAGUAAGGAUCAUCUCUUAUUGAUCCAGUGUUACUACAGGAGGAAACCUAAACUAAACCAACUUUAUUUACACUUGAUAGCUUCAUCAGUUUUAAACUGUUCUUCCUAGAGGUCCAGUAAGGAUCAUCUCUUAUUGAUCCAGUGUUACUACAGGAGGAAACCUAAACUAAACCAACUUUAUUUACACUUGAUAGCUUCAUCAGUUUUAAACUGUUCUUCCUAGAGGUCCAGUAAGGAUCAUCUCUUAUUGAUCCAGUGUUACUACAGGAGGAAACCUAAACUAAACCAACUUUAUUUACACUUGAUAGCUUCAUCAGUUUUAAACUGUUCUUCCUAGAGGUCCAGUAAGGAUCAUCUCUUAUUGAUCCAGUGUUACUACAGGAGGAAACCUAAACUAAACCAACUUUAUUUACACUUGAUAGCUUCAUCAGUUUUAAACUGUUCUUCCUAGAGGUCCAGUAAGGAUCAUCUCUUAUUGAUCCAGUGUUACUACAGGAGGAAACCUAAACUAAACCAACUUUAUUUACACUUGAUAGCUUCAUCAGUUUUAAACUGUUCUUCCUAGAGGUCCAGUAAGGAUCAUCUCUUAUUGAUCCAGUGUUACUACAGGAGGAAACCUAAACUAAACCAACUUUAUUUACACUUGAUAGCUUCAUCAGUUUUAAACUGUUCUUCCUAGAGGUCUAGUAAGGAUCAUCUCAUAUUGAUCCAGUGUUACUACAGGAGGAAACCUAAACUAAACCAACUUUAUUUACACUGCAUAGCUUCAUCAGUUUUAAACUGUUCUUCCUAGAGGUCUGGUAAGGAUCAUCUCUUAUUGAUCCAGUGUUACUACAGGAGGAAACCUAAACUAAACUAACUUUAUUUAUACUGGAUAGCUCUAGUAUUUAUACUGGUAAGGUUUUCCAUUGAUUUGCUUUCAUUGCAAAGUUAUGGGCUGUGCAAACAUAGCAAUUGGUAAAAUUCGUCUGAGAUCGAACACCACUUUAAAAUGACGCACUUUGCCCUAUUCAAAAGGGCGCAGUUGAAAGUCCAACACUUUAAAACAAAAAGAGUUCGGCACUUAAAAGACGCAUUCCAACAAAAAGACUGUCAACAUGAUAUUAUUGCCACAACAGGGCAAUAAGGAAAUCAAUUUCCUUAUUUGAAUUGAGAGUAACUUUACCGGGCGGUGGCAACUCAGUGUCUUAAUGUAUUGUGCUUUGGAGGAAACUCUUACUGAAUUAUUAAUGACUGAACUGUCAUGUUGCCAUCCCUGAUGAUGUUUUAUUUAUUGUCAUGAAUCAUCUCAAUCGUUGUGGUCCAGUGCAGGUAGUAUUCUACAAUAAGCUGUCGUGGUUUGUGUCUGAACUACCUGAAAAAGAUAUCUCAAACGUGGUGGUCCAGUGUAGGUAGUAUUCUACAAUAAGCUGUCGUGGUUUGUGUCUGAACUACCUGAAAAAGAUAUCUCAAACGUGGUGGUCCAGUGUAGGUAUUCUACAAUAAGCUGCCGUGGUUUGUGUCUGAACUACAUGAAAAAAGAUAUCUCAAACGUGGUGGUCCAGUGUAGGUAGUAUUCUACAAUAAGCUGUCGUGGUUUGUGUCUGAACUACCUGAAAAAUAUAUCUCAAACGAGGUGAUCCAGUGUAGGUAGUAUUCUACAAUAAGCUGCCGUGGUUUGUGUGUGAACUACCUGAAAAAGAUAUCUCAAACAUGGUGGUCCAAUGUCGGUAGUAUUCUACAAUAAACUGUUAUGGUUUGUGUCUGAACUAUCUGAAAAAGAUAUCUCAAACGUGGUGGUCCAAUGUCGGAAGUAUUCUACAAUAAGCUGUUAUGGUUUGUGUCUGAACUAUCUGAAAAAGAUUACGACCAAUUCAAGGUUACUUUUUUUCAUUUUUUAACCAGAGUACAUCAUGUUGUUCAAAGUUGGAAAAGGCAGACAUAUUGGAAAUGACAGUCCAGUAUUUAAAAUCAAUACGCAGUCAGCAGGAGAAAGGUGAGAACUGGCGAAUACCUCGGCUUAAUUGAGCAAACACAACAAAUCCAAAAUCUAAACAACAUAUUGAAAUGCAACUCACCGAUGACUGCGGGCUUAAACACAUUCCCAAUUUGCGAUCUGAAAAAUAAACAUAGACAUAUGUCAAAUUUGGUAAUAUUGAAUACAAUAGAGCUCGUAUAACGAAGCCAUUGAAUCUACAUAGGUUUUGUGACAUGUUCGUUUAGAUUCGGUUUCCUCCUGUAGUAACACUGGAUCAAUAAGAGAUGAUUCUUACUGGACCUCUAGGAAGAACAGUUUAGAACUGAUAGGGCUAUCCAGUGUAAAUAAAGUUAGUUUAGUUUAGGUUUCCUCCUGUAGUAACACUGGAUCAACAAGAUAGUAUGACUCUUACUGGACCUCUAGGAAGAACAGUUUAGAAGUGAUAGAGCUAUCCAGUAUAAAUAAAGUUAGUUUAGUAAAGGUUUCCUCCUGUAGUAACACUGGAUCAAUAAGAGAUGAUCCUUACUGGACCUCUAGGAAGAACAGUUUAGAAGUGAUAUAGCUAUGCAGUAUAUAUAAAGUUAGUUUAGCAAAGGUUUCCUCCUGUAGUAACACUGGAUCAAUAAGAGAUGAUCCUUCCUGGACCUCUAGGAAGAACAGUUUAGAAGUAAUAGAGCUAUCCAGUAUAUGUAAAGUUAGUUUAGUAAAGGUUUCCUCCUGUAGUAACACUGGAUCAAUAAGAGAUGAUUCUUACUGGACCUCUAGAGAGAACAGUUUAGAACUGAUAGAGCUAUCCAGUAUAAAUAAAGUUAGUUUAGUUUAGGUUUCCUCCUGUAGUAACACUGAAUCAAUAAGUGAUGAUUCUUACUGGACCUCUAGGGAGAACAGUUUAGAACUGAUAGAGCUAUCCAAUAUAAAUAAAGUUAGUUUAUAGGUUUCCUCCUGUAGUACUGUAACACUGGAUCAAUAAGUGAUGAUUCUUACUGGACCUCUAGGAAGAACAGUUUAGAACUGAUAGAGCUAUCUGGUAUAAAUAAAGUUAGUUUAGGUUUCCUCCUGUAGUAACACUGAAUCAAUACGAGAUGAUCCUUACUGUAAUUACUGGACCUCUAGGGCGAAUAGUUUUAGAACUGAUAGUGCUAUAUCCAGUAAUUUUAGUACCAAAGUUAUCACUCCACUUAUAUAUUGAGCUACCUUCGGCACAGCUGGUACUUCGACAGUCAAGUGGUUGCUUAGCACGAAAGCAGGAAUGCUUCAGUGAGCGCUUUAUUCCAAUAUCAAUGGUUCAUCAUUUUGUGAUAAUUAGCUUAAUAAUGAUUUGGAAUUCGAGUAAUCUGCUCUGAAGCACUUAAAUGGCCACAAAACGUACUUGAAAAAUCACUAUGCUUUUAACAAUUGCCUUAAAAAGCCGUCAAUUAUUUGCGAGUUGUUGUUAAUGCAAGUCUGCUAAAUUUAGAAUUGGGUCUUGAACUUGGCCCGGGAAGAAUUAAUAAUUGAUUUUUUUGGGUGGAAACAUUUAAAAGCUUCAAACAUCCGGAGUACGAGAGCUCUUUCUUCUCUUAAACAAUGCGGAAGGAUAGUUCACAAUUUAACACCAGCAUCUUAUUGUUUUUGCCGUAGACCGUAGUUAUUAAUGCAAGCUUGUAGUUACUAAAUGAUUUUAAACGACCAAGCAUUUGUAUCCAAACAAAUUAAUUUUGCACAAAUGAAGGGCAUUUAGUUUUCGAUUUCUGAUUCAUUGGCGUUGCUGAUAUAGGUGGACCUUUACGAAGAACAGUUUAAAACUGAUAGAGUCAUCCAGUAUAAAGUUAGUUUAGUUUAGGUUUCCUGCUGUAGUAACAUUGGAUCAAUAAGAGAUGAUCCUUACUGGACCUCUAAGAAGAACAGUUUAGAACUGAUAGAGCUAUCCAGUAUAAAUAAAGUUAGUUUAGUUUAGGUUUCCUCCUGUAGUAACACUGGAUCAAUAAGAGAUGAUUCUUACUGGACCUCUAUAGGAAGAACAGUUUAGAACUGAUAGAGCUAUCCAGUAUAAAGUUAGUUUUGUUUAGGUUUCCUCCUGUAAUAACACUGGAUCAAAAAGAGAUGAUCCUUCCUAGACCUCUAGGAAGAACAGCUUAGAACUGAUAGAGCCAUCCAGUAUCAAUAAAGUUAGUUUAAUUUAGGUUUCAUCAUGUAGUAACACUGGAUCAAUAAGAGAUGAUCCUUACUGGACCUCUAGGAAGAACGGUUUAGAACUGAUAGAGUUAUCAACUAUAAAUAAAGUUAGUUUGGUAUAGGUUUCCUUCUGUACAGUAACACUGGAUCAAUAACCUUAUUGGACUUCUAAAGAGAACAGUUUAGUAUUGAUAGAGCUAUCCAGUAUAAAUCGAGUGAUGUUCAUUUCAUCUUAUUAAUUUCAGCGUCAACAACAACAGACCCAAUGGCCCUAGCUCACUACAGAGCAGGUUUUAACCACAGCGCUAUGGAGAUAAGGCGAUUUCUGAUUGACACGCCAGAUAUUGAAGUGAAAGUCCGCGCCAGACUCCUAACACACUUAUCUAACAGUUGCCACGCCGUGCUAAGCAAUCAAGCAUCAACAAAACAAUAUUACCCCUCAGUCUACCCUACAUCCAUCCAUCAAUCACCCGAAGUAUCAACGCCGAUCCUAAAAGAUCCAUCGUUAUCCACAUCAAUCCUAAGCGAUCCAUCAAUAUCAACAAUUACCCCUCGCGAACCAUUACCGUAUUAUUUUAACCCCUCGUUGCAACUGAUGCCCACUCCCCUAACGAACGGAACAUUAGCGGCCGUAUUAGUGCCCACUCCUAAUUUUUAUACCGCGCUGCCGCAGCCGCAAAUAUUGCCGAGUCAGCAAUUUAAACUAGAGCCAAGCUCUCCGACGUCUACAACAACACACGGCCAUGAACUCUCUGGGAAAAUUGCGGAUACUUCAAACAAUGAUAGCGUUUUAACUUCAAUGCGUCAAAAUAGUACUUCUCGCACUAGUUCACAGGCCCCUGAGCCAGACGAUGGCAACGUCUGGAGGCCAUGGAGUUAAACGCUGACCAAAUAAUUAAAUAAUCGUGGGCGCAGUAAAGGCAAAAUUGGGCGGUAGUGCGCCUAUAUAGACGUUAAAUUUGCUCGAAUGAAUAAAUCGCCGGCAAUAUUUAUAAAAAACAUGUAGCCCUAAAUUAAACACAUAACAAACAUAUUUAUAUACCAGUUUGCACUCAAUUCACUGAAAGUACACUAAAGUUACCUUUGCCAUUAUAUGCUUACAUUAUCAGAACAGUGGUAACUAGCGGUAUGUGAGUUAUCAAUUCACUCACAUAUAUAAUUUAAAUGCUUGGCUAUCUUUGUUUCAUUCUAUGCUUACAUUAUCAGAACAGUGGUAACUAGGCAUAUGAAUUAUCAAUUCACUCACAUAUAUAAACCAAAUGCUUGGCUACCUUUAGUCCAUUCUACAGUGUAUAAAAAAACUAAACCCUUUCAAAUUCAAAUUAGCUAUAACGUAUUGUAAUUUGACAGCUCUAAAUGCUUUAAAUUAAUGGUUGGGUAAGAACACAAGGUCUUGUACUCAUGGGACAAAACUCAAAGAAAUAAAAAUGACAAAAUUUAAAGGAAAUACAGUAUUUCUCUUAAAUACAGUAUUUCUUUUCCGUCCCGUGAGUACAAGACCUUGUGUUCUCACCCAACAUUAAUUCAAAGCAAUUCGAGCUGUCAAAUUACUACAAUGCGUUAUAGCCAAUUUGAAUUUGAAAGGGUUCACUUUUUUUUCGAGACACACUGUAUGCUUACAUUAUCAGCACAGUGGUAACUAGGCAUGUGAGUUUUCAGUUCACUCACAUAUAUAACUUAAAUGCUUGGUUAUCUUUGUUCCAUUCUACGCUUACAUUAUCAGAACAGUGGUAACUAGGCAUGUGAGUUAUCAAUUCACUCACAUAUAUAAUUUAAAUGCAUCUUUGUUCCAUUCUAUGCUUACAUUAUUAGAACAGUGGUAACUAGGCAUGCAUGCUAUAUAGUUAUUUGAAAAUGUGAAUUGGGUGCAUAUAGACUUCAUAUAUACUCACCAUAAUUAUUCAUAAAUUUUAUGUGAAUUGGGUGCAUAUAGACUUCAUAUAUACUCACCAUAAUUAUUCAUAAAUUUUAUACUUAAAAAUUCAUAAUGGGGUAUCAAAAUACCAACUUUAAAAUGAAUAUGUUUUGUGAUAUGUUUUUAAUUUCCUAACCAAGAAAUUUUAAAUGUAGUGUUUUUAGAGUAUAGUUUUAGAGUAUAGUCGCAAAACAUGUUCAAAAAGAUUGGCGAGGAACCGCACAAUGUAUACUUCACGUUGAAGGAAAUUAUUUAAAGAUCAUUUUAAAAGUAGUAUAUAUUCUUCUGUGAAGAACUUGUCAUAUUUCACUGCCUUAUGAGCAGAGAAUAC